Salvia miltiorrhiza (redroot sage) is the source of this 3254-nucleotide messenger RNA. RefSeq lists its product as uncharacterized. The transcript is spliced from 4 exons. The record is from RefSeq and is a predicted model, not a curated record. Bases 30 to 980 code for a protein of 316 amino acids. NCBI's taxonomy places the organism in Eukaryota, Viridiplantae, Streptophyta, Magnoliopsida, Lamiales, Lamiaceae.
CGUGUGGGGCUCUAGACUCGGGCUUCCAGAUGCCACGAUUGAUCAACUGGACGACUUGGAAGUCAGCUUCUGACUUCGCCCAUUUUUUCGAUGUUGAUGAGGAUGUUUAUCACCGGACACUCGAACCGGUCGAGGACGAGAAUGAUUCAUGGUAUUUGCAGACCCUGAGAUGUCCCGACCCAUUUGCUGUACGAUUUCAACCUCAGGGGAGAUAUGCCGGCUUGACAGAGCCACUUAUACCGGAACCUCCUCCUCCUGUUAGGCCUCCCCCUGUGCCGAUGAGGAGCUCACUAGCAGAGAAGGCUCGUGAGAAGCAGCCUGUCCAUGUCGAGCGACAUAGACAGACUUAUGUUGAUCCGGCUGGCAGCCCGUCGAAGCGACGCAAGUCAGAGGAGUUUGAUAAUAGGGAGCCUCGGGCAGAUCGAGAUGAGGAUUAUUGGAGGCGACGUGAUGAUGACAUGAUUGCCCGUUUCACACAUAAGCAUAUCCGGACCGCGAUCCCUGAGAUGCGGCGCGAGCUUGUAGAUGACGACUCUGAGCAUGGACUGGUCGCCAAAAUUACGAAGAAGGUCAUAGCCGCUGUGAAGGACAUCUUUGGGAGACGCUCUUCUUCGAGGAGGCAUAGAUCAUCAUCCAGCCAUGACAGUCGUUAUAGACACGGGAGUGAGGAGUUCGACCAACCGAGACCCAGUCACAGACGGUCUACAUCUCACAUUCCUAGUCCUAGGCGAUCAUUUCGUGAGGAUCCGCAUCAUGUGAGCCAUAGGCACUCAGUUGGAGAGCCUGAUCGGCAGCAUCGGAGUCAUAGUCGAUCACAGCAUGGAGAGGAUCCGCCUCGUGGCAGUCAGAGACGAUCAGAGCAUGGAGAUGAUCCACCCCAUGCGAGUCAGCGACGAUUUGCCUCAUGCCACAGUGAGAGGGAGGCAUUUUUGAGGCGAUCAGCCUCACAUCAUGGUGAGAAGCAGACAUCUUUGAGGUGAUCUGCCUCAUGUCACAGUGAUCGCCCAGAGACACCGGCUGGGUAUCAUAGUCCAGAGACCCCUGCGCCUAAGUCGGGGGAUGUAGAUGAUGAUGUGAAUUUUACCUGGACUUCAUCAGAGGAGGAGGCGGAUGCUAGAGAGAGGCCUCACCGCUUGCUUAGGCCGUCUGCUGCAGUGCAGAGUCCGUAUGUCAUUGACCCGGCCUUGCCGUAUGGUAAGGGGGUGAUGAAAGCGAAGAAACAAGGCUUCAAGGAGUUUAUGACAGCGCCGCCAGGUACUUUUGUUACAGUGCUCGAGACGAGCUUUGUGAUGACCCAGGAGCUAUUCCACCGGAUUAUGGAUCCUCGCGAGGAGUUCGACGGGGAGAUCUUAGACCUCUGGAAUCUGAAGGCUCUUCGACGGCUUAGAAUCAAUCAGGAGUGGAUAGCUCGGGGGCAGACGAAACUCACUGCAGGUGUGACACGGGCUAGAACGCCGGUAGCUUUUCUGGAAUUUUAUGAGACCCUCGUCAGAGAGUUCGCUUCGUUGCAUCCGAAUUUGCCAGAUUGGAACGACAUACGGGAGCGACAUGCAUACGAGGAGUGGGUGGUGCCAGAAAAGCUGAUCUCCAUGUUUCCGUGCAAAAUAUCUUCCUUCGGCUUCAAAACGACGCCCUUGCCUACCAAUUUCCGUGCAAAAUAUCUUCCAACAACCCUCGCCGGAAUCUGUCUCGGGGCAAUGCGAUUCAAAUCCGUGUGGCAGGUAUGAUCCAUCACCACCUUGAUCACUCUCCAGAUCGAUGCACUCUAAACGGCUCGCAGCAUGAACGGACAAUCGUUGUCAUGCUUGCAAACAAACCACAAACGGGUCGUACUGGAACGAUCCACGGCGUACUCCACGUGAUUCUCCAUAUGAUACAGGCCAACAGUGAUCGCCAAAUUAUCCUUCGACCGAAAUAGAGCCCCCACUGAUAAUAUCCCGCUCUCCAAUACGUUAGAAUCCUCCCAACCUAAUGCCGACGCAUCGUCAAAAUCGAGGACUGAAACCCCCAGUCACGUGCCUCAAGCUGUUGAACUCCGCCACGAGGCUCGAUACCGCGCUGAUAAUCCGAUGUGAAAUUCUGAGGCCUUGUCUGUCUCCACGCUUCCUGUUCAGUCGACACUGAAUCCAAUAUCUCUCUGCGUAGUAUCGCCUCUUCUUCCUCAUCCGAAGACUCGGACUCGUCUUCCUCCUCCUGCGACGAUGAAUCGUCCCUACUUCUUCCAACGUCUGUCUCGAUAGGAAACACAGUAGAACGUUGCCCCUCAUAAUAUACCCGCUCCUGAUUCUGAGGACUUGGAGCCGCAGAUUGUUUGCCCUUCUCGAUCACGUAAACAACUGGAUAUUUCUCAUGCUCGGAAAUCAGCCGGUUCAAAUCUGAAUCGGCCUUCAAAGCUACUUUUAUUUUUCCCUUCGUCCGUGGUCGAUAUGUAGAAAAGCAUAUAAGUGGAUCGUCCAUCCUCGUUUAAUUGAUCGUGCACCUCUUGCAUCAACUUCGCAUGACAAAGCUCUUCCUUAGACACAUACACGACAACCUCAUCACCGCCUUCAUACUCGGUUAAUUUCCACUGACCACUGUGCCGUAUAACGAUUGCUUAAAACGACAUCUGCUUCAAAACGACAAAAAUACAACAUUUAAAUACACAAAUAGGAAAUCGUGUACCCUAAUACAUGAACUGAAUAUACAAACAUGCUAAAAAUAAAAUCAAAAUCAUAUUCAACCCAACCGUGUACAGCAAAAUCGACCUCCGUGUACAACCGUGUACGGGGAAACCCUAACCGUGUACGGCAAAACACUAAGGGUGCAAAAAUAAGGUAAUUUACGUAGAGAGUGUUUUUUGAGGCCGUUUUUUAGUCCAAAACAUGUAAUAAGUCAUAUAUAUAACAUAAUUAUCGAAAUAAACAACAAAAAAUCACUAAAAAUCAAACCGUGUACAACCGUGUACUCAAGAACAUUAACCGUGUACAGUCGAAAUUUUAAAAAAAAAUUAUUUGACAUACCUUAUGUAAUAUAAGCCUUUAGAUGAUUUUUUUUUGAAAUUAUGAGCAACCGUGUACGAGGCGUGUAUGUGUAUUGAGAGGAUUUUCUUCUUCUUUCUUGUUCAAAUGUCUGAUGAAUGAACAUUUGGUUGAUAUCCUUCAUUAACUACUCACCAACAACCGUGUACGGAGCAUUUAAUUUCGUGAAUUUAAGGUUGUUUCCUUAACAAGUUGUGUAUGACUUUGAGUUGGUAUAAAUGCACCCAACAACCAUAA